Molecule: messenger RNA, 1653 nt
Organism: Adineta ricciae
Lineage: Eukaryota; Metazoa; Rotifera; Eurotatoria; Adinetida; Adinetidae
Source: the annotation of a GenBank genome assembly
AUGGAUGCCUCUACUAUUCAAACCAUCUUAGGAAUACUUCAAUUAAAAGAAGACGAUGUAACCAAUAUUUACCACCAUGGUUCAUGGGUUUAUGGUACCAAUUCGACGAAAUCUGACCGUGACCUUCUCAUCGUAACUCGUUUAUCGAAUAGUCAAACAUUCAAAUACUGGAAUGACUUCGACUAUUUUCAUGAAGUAUUUCGACAUUAUAAAAUCUUGGAUAGAUACGAUGUUUGUGUUUACACAGCUGACGAACUUGAAGUUUUAUUAGAAAAAAAUUAUUUGUUGGUUGUACAAUGUCUUUUCGUACCUGAUGAAUUUCAAUUGAAAAAUGAAGUUGAUUUUCGAAAAAUUUAUUUGGACAAAUAUUAUGAUAAAAUGAAAAUUAAACGAGCAGGAUUCUACGAAAUGUAUCGUGAUUGGAAAUUGUAUAGACGACAGGACGACUUAUCACACGAUUCAACGCUCAAUGAAAGAUAUUUAUCAAGACGAGAUUAUAUUCUGAAACAUUUCUUUCAUGGUCUAAGAUAUUUAGAUUUCGCCGAUCAAUUAAUUCGAACACGUUCAAUCUAUGAUUACCGACGUGUUACCAAUAUUUUUCAUCAAAUGAAAGAAAUUCUUGCGAAUUCAACGAAUUUGGAAAGCGUAGCAGCGUUUACUGAUUCGAAAAGAAUGGAAUUUCAAUCACGACUGGAUGAACUUGUACCAACAAACAACAUCAAAGGAUCAUUUGAAGUAUCUGUUACAUUCAAUUGUUACGAAAAUAUUGAAAAUUUGAAGAAAAUUUGUGACGAAAAUAAUCGUUUUAAAUUUCAUGUAGAACAAAUGAUUAUCUCAGCUGAAUAUGAAGGACAAUGUCCAUUCAUAAUUCAACAAAUUGAAAGACAAAUCUAUGAAACUUUCCGAGAAGUGAAUGUUGAACAUAUUAAAAUUGAAUCAUUAAUCACUAAUGAUGGUUUACCUGAUACAUCAAUCGAUACAAAAUUAUUUUGGAAUCGACCAUUUCAUUUCACAUUUUAUUAUCAAAUACCAUUUGACAAAGAUCGAAAAGGAAUGCUAAUGACAAAAGCGGUCAAUAUUUGUCGAUCGAAAUUUGAAUUGAAUCCAAAUGAUUUGGAUUUAUUAGAGAAGCAAUGGAAUAUCAUUACAGAUGACAAAACUUAUUAUGUCAAUGUUGUUAAAAUAUUCAAUGUUUAUCGAGAGAAAGCAAUGCAAAUCAAUGAUGGAAUUAUAAAACAUGCAGCCGAGAAUCAUUUAUUACUGACACCAAUCAAACAGAUGUUUAUGGUUUAUGAGAAAAAUAAUCAUUCGGACGAAACCGGUGAUGAACAGAUUUCCUCAGGUUUAACACGAUCGGAAACGUUUGCUGAAGUGUUAACAGCAUUAGUCGCAGAAUUUGAGACAACAGCAACAGGUACAGCGUGGCCUAUAUUUUAUCUAAAAGUUUUUCGUUUGGCUCCAGUUGCUAGUGUCACAACACGUCUUGCUUGUCUUGGACGAGAUUUAGUAUGGUUAGAAUUAAAAAUUGUUAGUGUUCGAUUAAUGCAACGUGGGAUAACAUUUGAAGGCACUCCUGAAACUAUCGGUGGUUACGAAGAACGGUUAACCUGUUUUCCAAAGAAAAUGGCUGUUCGAAUUCGUAUUCUAUCAUAA